This is a messenger RNA of Chiloscyllium plagiosum (whitespotted bambooshark), 1587 nucleotides long. NCBI's taxonomy places the organism in Eukaryota, Metazoa, Chordata, Chondrichthyes, Orectolobiformes, Hemiscylliidae. The record is from RefSeq and is a predicted model, not a curated record.
UGAGGAUGGCCUCCAGCAAAGUGUUCUCCUCCCGCACCACACAGACGGACUCCCACCCGCUGCUGCGCCCGGGCGGGGGUCGCCAGCGCCGGCGGGUGCUGACCAAGGACGGGCACAGCAACGUGCGCAUCGAGCACGUGCGGGACUGGCGCUUCCUGUACCUGAAGGACCUGUGGACCACCUUCAUCGACCUCAAGUGGCGCUACAAGCUGGCGCUCUUCUCCGCCACCUUCGCCGGCACCUGGUUCCUCUUCGGCCUGGCCUGGUACCUGGUGGCGCUGGCCCACGGGGACCUGCCGGCGGCCCUGCCCCCCGGAGCCAACCACACCCUGUGCGUGGCCAACAUGCAGAGCCUGACGGCGGCCUUCCUGUUCUCGCUGGAAUCUCAGACCACCAUCGGCUACGGCUUCCGCUACAUCUCGGAGGAGUGCCCGCUGGCCAUCGUGCUGCUCAUCGGGCAGCUCAUCGCCACCAGCCUGCUGGAGGUCUUCGUCACCGGCACCUUCCUGGCCAAGAUCGCCCGGCCCAAGAAGCGGGCGGGCACCGUGCGGUUCAGCCACCACGCCGUGGUGUCGCCGCGGGACGGCCGGCUCUGCUUGAUGAUCCGGGUGGCCAACAUGCGCACCAGCCUGCUCCUGGGGUGCCAGGUGACCGGCAAGCUUCUGCGGGCGCAACGGGCCGCCGAGGGGGAGAGCUUCCGGCUCCAGCAGCUCAACGUGGACUUCCACGUGGACGCGGGCACCGACAGCCCCUUCCUCAUCCUGCCCCUCACCUUCUGCCACCCCAUCGACGAGGCCAGCCCCUUCCGCAGGGCGGCCGCGGCGCCCGGCCGCGACCAGGACUUCGAGCUGGUGGUCAUCCUCAGCGGCACCGUGGAGUCCACCAGCGCCCUGUGCCAGGUGCGCACGUCCUACCUGCCCGAGGAGAUCCUCUGGGGCUACGAGUUCUGCCCCGCCAUCUCCCUGUCGCCGGGCGGCAAGUACGUGGCCGACUUCGCCACCUUCGACCGGGUCGCCAAGGUGGCCGGGACCGAGACCCUCCGGCCUGGAAGCGGCGCCGCCGCCUCAUCCUCGCCCUCUUCACCCCCCCCAGCCGACGCCGCCGCCCUGGAGGACAGGGAGAAGGACAGGCUGGAGGGGAGCCUGAGGGAGCACGGCCCACACCCGGGCAAAGGCGCCAGCUCCCCCCGCAACAUGAAGAUCAGCAACGUCUGACCGAGGGGGAGGGGGAGGGGUGGGCUCGGCCUUGGGGUUGUUAGGUAAACCGGCCGAGGGGGUUUAAUCUCCCUUCGCUCCCCCCCCCUUUCAGGCCAGGGAUGGAGUCCAGUCGCUUGGGUGCGGGAAGAUAUCCCAGCAUGCUUCCGCCCAACGGUCAGAGAAGGGGGUGCUUGGCCGAGAGCAAUUCUCCUCCCUCUCUCUCUCUCACUUCUUUCUGCCCCAACCUCCCACAGACCCGAUGGGCCGAUCGGCCUGGAUCUUCACCGCUUUCUAGCACGGCCUAGGUCAGGCAGCACCCGAGGGAGCAGCAGACUCCACACCUCGGGCCUAAGGCCUUCGCCAGGGUCGAGGCCUGAGGGGAACACGUCUG